UCUUUCUCUCUCAAAAAUAUGUUUGACCAAAUGAUGCUACACUACCCACACAGGCCAAUGGAAAAUAGAUGGAAACCUAGUAUUGAAAUUGCACCAAAUUGUCCAAGGUGUGCCUCCCCCAAUACUAAGUUUUGCUAUUACAACAACUAUAGCUUGUCACAACCUAGGUAUUUUUGUAAAGGGUGCAGGAGGUAUUGGACCAAAGGUGGGUCCCUUAGAAAUGUUCCUAUUGGUGGUGGAUGUAGGAAGAACCGACGCUCACGACCUGCUAGAUCUUCACAGGUCGAGAGUGGUAACUUGAGUUAUGUCAAUAACCCGAGUUUUAGUGGCGACUCAUCCAGUGAAUCACCAGAAAGAGCUAAUAUCGACCUUGCGGAUGUCUUUGCUAAAUUCUUGAGCAAAAACUCAAAUCAACACAAUCAAGAGACAAUAGGAGAUGAUUCUUCCAAUGGAAGCUUCGUGCAUUAUGACUAUUCGGAAGAUGGUAAAAUGCAAAACAUGGUGAUUCCUCCAUUUAGUGGUGAAGAUAGCGAAAUCGAAGAAUUCAUGGUUCAAGACACGAAUCUUCUUGAGCUACAAGAUAUACUAAAUGAAGAAUUGCCACAAGAUUUAUCUUGGAAUGGUGAUCAUACUACUACAAUUCCUAGUUUUGCAUGGCAACAUGAUUUUGAGCCAUUCGUGUGCAACAAAGACGAUUUGAACAUUUCUACGGAUGUAGUAACCGAGGAUUGGAGCACAACACCACUGGAUCUACCACCGGUUGGGAAUUUUUUUCAGAGCUUUAAUUUGACAUGA
Messenger RNA from Erigeron canadensis, 795 nucleotides. Its product is annotated as dof zinc finger protein DOF3.5-like. NCBI's taxonomy places the organism in Eukaryota, Viridiplantae, Streptophyta, Magnoliopsida, Asterales, Asteraceae. The record is from RefSeq and is a predicted model, not a curated record. Gene Ontology annotation, molecular function: DNA binding; DNA-binding transcription factor activity. Bases 19 to 795 code for a protein of 258 amino acids. The transcript has a single exon. Gene Ontology annotation, biological process: regulation of DNA-templated transcription.